Molecule: messenger RNA, 849 nt
Organism: Sipha flava (yellow sugarcane aphid)
Lineage: Eukaryota; Metazoa; Arthropoda; Insecta; Hemiptera; Aphididae
Product: leucine-rich repeat and immunoglobulin-like domain-containing nogo receptor-interacting protein 2
Exons: 3
Coding region: 207-434 (75 amino acids)
Cellular component (GO): extracellular matrix
Molecular function (GO): protein binding
Source: RefSeq, a predicted model, not a curated record
GAAGUAUUUAGAGUAUGUUGGAUACGCUAUCCCGCUAUAACUAAUUUAUAGUGUUUGUUAGUUUGUUUUUAUUUUUCGAGGCUGAGGGUACCAGCAAUACCAGCAGUAUUGUAUUUAGAAGCAAAUAUUCUAAAAAAAAUGAAUUGCUCAUUGCUAAUUGCCACGGUGCCAACGGGCAAAAACUUAAAACAAUAUCUGACAACAUAAUGUCAGAAGUUCAGAUAUUGAAACUGCAGAACAAUCGCAUCGCCAAGCUGGACAACGGCAGCUUCGUCAUGUACCCGAAGAUCAAAGAGCUGCUGUUGUCGGACAAUAUGGUGCAAACGAUCAAACCCGGGUCACUGUCGGUGCUGGACAAGCUGGAGUUCGUGGACCUAUUGGGCAACGCGUUGCACGAGGUGCUGGCCGGUUGCCCAAGUCGCUGGUUAACUUGAACUUGAAUAUGAACCCGAUAAAGCGCAUGGACCAGCUAUCGCGCGCUGUCGGGCUGCAGGUUUUGAAACUGAGCAGCUGCAGCCUGGCCAAGUACCUGGCACUGGACGUGAUGCCCAGUCUGGUCGAGCUGGACGUGUCCGGCAAUGAGCUGCUGAACGACCUGGACCCGGUCACUGGCGGCCACGUGCCGGUUGUCCUGGCUCAAUGUUACAGGCUGCACCACGCUGUUCCAGCGACCCGAGUCCUGUUGCCGAUGCCUGAGUGCCGUUAAAUGGACGCGCAACCAUAAAAUCCAAGUGUUCGGUAUGCCGCCGUGUCUGGUCGCCAACCGGAACCGGAACCGCCUAACCUAACCGAGCCGUUCUAGUUGAAAUAGUCAUUAGAAUAUUCAACAUGGAUUAUUUUCUUUUAAUA